AUGAACGUCUUCGAAGGAAUCGAAAAGAGAGUUAUAAUCAAGCUGAGGAAGGAGUGCUUUGAAAAGAAGAAAAUUUCCUCCCUGUUGGACAUCUCCAGAGAAUUAUGGGAAGAAAAACUAAAGCAUAUCGGAUGUAGCAUCGUUUCAGAAAUAGAAGAAGAUGCGCAAGCACCAGCAGAAGAAAGGUGCAGAGUUUAUCUGCUCUCUGAAAGUUCCCUCUUUAUCUACACAGAUAUGGUGUUUAUAAAAACAUGUGGAAAAACCAAGGUAUUAUUUUUCAUUCCGUUUCUGGUCGAUUUGUUAAUGCUCAAAUUGACGAAUCAAUAUGCUUUGAAGACCGAUGGAAUGUACGACGAAAGUUUUCUUUCCAAAAAUGACCUGAACAACGUUGUGGAGUUCAUUGGGGACAAUUUUGAAUACGCAUUCUUCACACAUAUGAAUUAUCAGAACAAAACGAAGGAUGGUUAUUACGAGCAGGAGUACCCACACAAGUCCAUUGAAGAUGAGAAAAUAUUUUUCCAGUUUUUUUUCAAGAAUGUUCAGUUUGCCAACACACCCCUGCCGCAUGGGAGGAAUCACUACAUCUUCUUUGCACAGGUCAGUGAGGUGGUAAGCGGUGCUACUAAUGGGUCUACCAACGGGGCGGUCCACUUCCCCCCCAGCACGCACAAGUUCUGCUCCGAAAUGCACCUCUUCGGAAUUAACAAGUACAGUGAGAGGGCCAAGUUUCACGAACUCUACUUGAACGAGGAUUCCCUAAGCAUAUUACAACAGAGAGGAGAAGCACAAAAAGUCUACGAGGAGAAUGAAAAAACGGAAAUAUGCUGUAGCGAAAAAUCAUAUGAUUAUGCUGAGUGCUCUUCGAAAAGCACGACGAAUACCAGUACCCGGUUCAAGGAGAUGAUGACUCCAUUUCGAAACGCAGACGAUAUGGGCUACUACGGACAUCCCCGUAAGGAGGCAUUCCCCAAUUUGCACUUGAGAAUUACCGACAUGAGUGACAAGAACUUGAAUGAAGGCGUUAAUGAGGAUUCCCCCAUGGGGAGCAACAUCGGAAUUGCAAACGCGAGGGAAGAUGCGAAGCUUCUACUGCCAUACACCUUGAACGAGAGCAAAUACAUGCAAGGCGAAUCACAUCCCCUGGAUGGAAGAACCCAAAGGGAUGUUAAAGUUGAACAGAAAAGGGAAAGCAACACCGUCAGUGGCGCAUACCUGAACGAAUUUUACCUGCGAAAUGAGUCCAUGGCAAAGGACAAAGAAGUAGGAGGAAGAGGCGGUGUUUUCACCACAUCAUCUCAGUGUAGCUCGGAUGGCAGUAAUGUAAUUCACUUGAGGAACGCCUGCUCCAGUUUGAACAGCUUCAGCGUGUUGGAUAACUGCAUUAGGGUUGCAGGAACAGAACUAUCCUCCGUUGCAUCUUCACCUAGAAGUAGCCAACAAAUGAAACAGAUGGAGAGCCCCAAAACACAGGUGUGCGUGAAAAAGGUAGAUACGAAUUUGUAUGAAUGUUCGAGUGUACAAAAUAAUAAGGAGAAAUUUCUUUACAACGAGUUCUACUUCACGCCAUGCGGCUAUUCGUGCAACGUCUCACAGAAGAACAACUAUUUUUGUGUUCACUACUCGCCCGAGGAUUUGGUGUCAUACGUUUCGAUUGAACUUGCAAAUGAGUUGAAGAGUGAGAGCUUUAUCAGGUUUAUGGCGAACCAGCUGAGUUUUUACGGAGCGAAGGUGUUUUACUUGGUGAAUUAUCAUUACAAUGUUGAGGGAAGUGGCAAUGGAAGUCCUAUCGGAGGAGUGUUUCCCACCUCGGAGGCAACCCUCCUGCAGCGAAAUCUCUGCAACAACAUUGUACUGAACAAUGAGCAAUACUACGCUAUCCUCUGCAUGAAGGAACUAACGGUGGGCUUCCUCAAAUUGCAAUAUUUCGUGUAUGAGUUGAAAAAUGUGAACGACGUUAAGGGGGUAAAUCUGUUUCUGCCUAGUGGAAGCAAGGAAGCUGGAAAUAACUUCGCUGUGACUCCUCUACCUAACCAUGUAGUGAAUGAUAUGUACACUUAUAGCUACUUAUUCUGCAAGCAAAACAGAGUAAUGGUGGUGGAUAUGGGUACAGAAUUGGAGAGUAGCAGCCAAAUCGUCGACCCGAGCAACCUCUGCAGGAACAGUGACACCAGCUCGUGUAGAAAUUUGUCAGAAGAUUCGCUAAUUCUGAACGAAGGGGGCACAACCGAAUGUGACGGCGAUUCCAAGGAGGUGAGAGUGCCACUUAUCUGUACAGACGUUUUGGAAAGCACCGCAAACAAUGCAGACGAUGGCAAGGGCACCACCCAAACGAAUGACGAAGAAUGCCCAGAAAAAAAGCACAAAGAAGAAAUGGUAAACUACUAUCGAAAGAACAAAAUCGAAAUGUUCACGCUGAGUAGAAUUCUAAAUGAUGAUAUAGACACAUCCGUGGUGUGCAUAAAUUUAGAAAAAAUCCUGGCCCAGUACAUCCGUUUUAAGAAGAACCUUCCAAGUGUAACUCCUUUCUAUUCUGUUAAAAGCAAUAAUGACGAUAUAGUGCUUAAAUUUUUAUAUGGAUUGAACUGCAAUUUUGACUGUGCGUCUGUUGGAGAAGUAAAAAAAUUAACCACCUUACUUCCCGAUCUGAACAGAGAAAGAAUCAUUUACGCCAACACGAUAAAGAGUAUUAACUCUCUCAUUUAUGCGAAGAAUGAAAACAUAAAUCUGUGCACCUUUGAUAACAUAGAAGAGUUGAAGAAGAUCCUGAAAUACCAUCCCACGUGUUCCCUCCUACUGCGUAUCAACGUGGAUUUUAAGAAUUACAAGUCCUAUAUGUCUUCCAAAUACGGAGCGAAUGAACACGAAUGGGAAAACAUACUCACCUUUGGGAAGAAGCAUAACUUAAAUAUCAUCGGGGUGUCAUUCCAUGUUGGUAGCAACACCAAGAACCUCUUCGACUACUGUCAAGCCAUUAAGAAGUCAAGGGAUGUUUGGAAUAUGAGCAAAAAAAUGGGGUACAAUUUUGAAAUUUUAAACCUCGGGGGGGGAUACCCAGAAGAAUUAGAAUACGACAGUGCCAAAAAAAAUGAAAAGAAAAAAUAUUGCACCUUGAAUGAAGCCGAGUUAAAGAAAGACAUACAGAGCUUCCUUAAUGAAAAGUCUGUGAUGAAAACGAAAUAUAACUUUUACAACUUUGAGAAAAUUGCACUUGCCAUUAAUAUGUCCAUUGAACACUAUUUUAAGGAUAUAAAAUCCAAGCUUCGAAUUAUUUGUGAACCCGGAAGGUAUAUGGUUGCUUCGUCGUCCACACUGGCUGUCAAGGUUAUUGGAAAGAGGCACCCUACCUUCCAGGGGAUUAGACUCAGAGAUAUGAAGGGCAUGGAUCCGCUUCAGUUUGCGAAGAGGGGCGCACAACCCACGGGGGGGGACAACACAGAAGCAAACGUCGACGAAGCGAAUAUCGGUGAGGGGGUUAACAGUGGGGGACUUACCGACGGGGGGUAUAACAACCAUGUGAACAGCAGCCAAGGGGGGAAGACAGACCAAAAGGAGGGGGCAAACGGAGAAAACGCAGAAGACCUGCUCCUGCUAAGCCACAGCAACCUAAGCGAAAAUCUAACCUGCAACAGCAAUUCCAAGUUAGGAAACAUAACAAACAUAAAGAGAAAAGUGGUGAGCAUUAACGACAACCGAUACAACUACUACUCCUACUACGUCAGCGAUAGCAUAUACGGCUGCUUCAGUGGAAUCAUAUUCGAUGAGUAUAAUAGAUCCCCAGUUUUUGUAAUUCGAAACCAAGGAGAUAGUACUACGGCGUGUGAAGAAUUGGGAACUUCUCCUCUUUAUCUGGCAAACAUCUUUGGACAGUCCUGUGAUGGACUAGACAUGAUCACGUCCAUUACGUACCUACCAGAAUGCUACAUUAACGACUGGAUCAUUUAUGAAUAUGCUGGAGCGUACACUUUUGUUAGCUCGUCCAAUUUUAAUGGGUUUAGAACAUGUCAGAAGGUGUACAUUUUUCCGAAGAACUCCUUUUCCUUUCUCAAGUGA
This is a messenger RNA of Plasmodium coatneyi, 4050 nucleotides long. RefSeq names its product S-adenosylmethionine decarboxylase-ornithine decarboxylase. Gene Ontology annotation, cellular component: cytoplasm. The coding region runs from base 1 to 4050 and encodes 1349 amino acids. The transcript has a single exon. Gene Ontology annotation, molecular function: adenosylmethionine decarboxylase activity; ornithine decarboxylase activity. Gene Ontology annotation, biological process: spermidine biosynthetic process. The record is from RefSeq and is a predicted model, not a curated record. NCBI's taxonomy places the organism in Eukaryota, Apicomplexa, Aconoidasida, Haemosporida, Plasmodiidae.